ACACUCGUGCACUAGCCUGUGGUCCAGCAGGAGAGAGCUGGAGUAUGUUCACAAUAAAGACGUCACCCUCCACUUUGACCGUGCCAACCAAGUGCGCAGCUCUUAACUGUACAACUACAAUCUCGACAUGCUUACGGGCAACCGAGGAAUCCUCGCACCCCCUGCGCUCGUCAACACAAACAUUCUGGCACCGACAUCUGCAGUGGCUCGGUAGUCUGGACAUCGUUUUUCACUACAGGACGUUUUUGAGCACGCGGAGUUCUUUGCUGCGUACUUUAAGCUCAACCUGAUUCUCUAGGAUUUAAAGGAAGGAGCAGAAGGACUCUUAAGGUGAGGGUGAUGAUGGAGGAGGUGUCAGGUGUCCGGUCUCGUACUGCAAAACCCCUCUGCAGUCUGCUGGAAUGGAAGAAGAGAGUCAAAUCUGAGUACAUGAGGUUAAGACAGCUGAAACGCUUUCGUAAAGCUGAGGAAGUUAAGGCUCUGUUCCUCUCUAAUCGGCGUAAGAUUGAAGCAAGGACUGAACUCCUGAAUGAGGAAUGGUCUAAGCUCCGAAUCCAGUCCAUCCCUCUGUCCAAGCCCAGUGGCUCUGUGCCCAGCAAAAAGUUGUGCAUGGUAGAGUUUGGCUUUCCGUCCUUUCCGAACCAGUCAGUUGCCAUGCGUCCCUUGACAACUGUUGCUGGGAUACCAUUCAUGUACUCCUGGUCCCCUUUGCAGCAGAACUUUAUGGUGGAAGAUGAGACAUUUCUACAUAAUAUCCCCUAUAUGGGAGAUGAGGUGUUGGAACAGGAUGAGGCUUUCCUGGAGGAGCUGAUCGAUAAUUAUGACGGGGUGCAUGGAGACAGAGAGGGAGGCAUCAUAAAUGAUGAGAUCUUUAAGGAGUUGGUGGAGGCUCUAAGCCAGUACUCAGACCCAGAGGAAGAGGAGGAGGAGCCCACAGAGGGAGCAGAAAGUAAGGAGGAGGAGAAAGGGACACAGCAAAGUACAACAGAGGGACCAGAGGAAUCAAAAGUGGGCUUCUUCAAGAGGAAGAGGAGGAGCACUGCUGAAGGAAGAGAGCUCUCCACCAAUAAGAAGAUUCCUCAUGACAAGAUCUUCACAGCUGUAGCGUCCAUGUUUCCAUACAAAGGCACCAUGGAGCAGCUGAAAGACAAGUAUAAAGAUCUCCUGGAGCCAUCAAGUCCUGUGAAGUUGCCUCCACUCUGUACGCCUAAUAUGGACGGUCCCUUUGCCAAAUCUGUUCAGAGAGAGCAAAGUCUACACUCCUUUCACACACUCUUCUGUCGUCGUUGCUUCAAAUACGACUGCUUCCUGCACCCAUUCCAUGCAUCUCCCAACGUGUACAAGAGGAAGAAUAAAGAGAUCAGAAUGGAGACAGAACCCUGUGGACUCGAUUGCUUUCUUUUGCAGAAAGGAGCAAAAGAGUUUGCUGAUAAGAACAUGCUUAGGUCUCAAAGGCCUCGUCGGCGACGGCGACAGCCCCGCCCCUCAAGUUCAUGUGGCCCCACCCCCUCAGGCUCAGGCGAAGAGGGAAAAGGAGACAGUGACCAUGAGACAACCAGCUCCUCAGAGGGUAACUCUAGGUGUCCCAGCCCCACUAAACUGAGACCAGGAGAGGAAGGAGCAGAGGAGUCUGAGUCACCUCAACAGUGGAGCGGAGCAGAGGAGUCUCUGUUCAGAGUCCUGCAUGGCACAUAUUACAACAAUUUCUGCUCUAUUGCACGACUCAUUGGCACCAAGACAUGCAGAGAGGUAUAUGAGUUUGCCGAGAAAGAGGCACUAAUUCUCCGUGUUCCGCUGGAGGAUGGUGGGAUCUCACCUCAGAAGAAGAAACGAAAGCACAGAUUAUGGGCAAAGAUACAGUUGAAGAAAGACAACUCAUCCAAUCAAGUGUACAAUUUUCAGCCUUGUGACCACCCUGAGCACCCCUGUGACAGUUCCUGUCCAUGUGUGAUGACCCAAAAUUUUUGCGAGAAAUUCUGCCUGUGCGAUCAUGAGUGUCAGAAUCGGUUUCCUGGCUGUCGCUGUAAGACUCAGUGUAACACUAAGCAGUGUCCAUGUUAUCUGGCAGUGCGUGAAUGUGAUCCUGACCUCUGCAUGACCUGUGGGGCCGCAGACCACUGGGACAGCAAACAAGUCUCCUGCAAGAACUGCAGCAUCCAGAGAGGACUCAAGAAGCACCUGCUCCUGGCCCCAUCUGAUGUUGCAGGGUGGGGUACAUUCAUCAAAGAGCCAGUCCAGAAGAACGAGUUCAUCUCGGAGUACUGUGGAGAGCUUAUCUCGCAGGAUGAGGCAGACAGGAGGGGCAGGAUCUAUGACAAGUACAUGUCGAGCUUCCUGUUCAACUUGAACAAUGACUUUGUAGUGGAUGCCACUCGAAAAGGGAAUAAAAUACGGUUUGCCAACCACUCUGUGAACCCCAACUGUUAUGCAAAAGUCGUCAUGGUUAAUGGAGACCAUCGCAUCGGAAUCUUUGCCAAGCGAGCCAUACAGCGUGGAGAGGAGCUCUUUUUUGAUUACAGGUACAGUCAAGCAGAUGCAUUGAAGUAUGUGGGUAUUGAGAGAGAAAUCGACAUAGUAUAGACAUGCUUUCAUUAUUAGUAUCUCCGCAUCUUUUAUCUGGUAAAAUAUUUUGCCUACUCACAAUGCUUUGCACCUCACUGAGAGUGGAAGAAAACAUGGUUUUCUGCCUUCUGGGCUUUAUGAAUGCCCAUAGGGAGAGUUUUUGUAAUGUCAUGCUUAUUUGUAUGACAUCACAGAGUCAUUUAAUGUCAUUCCAAGGGGGAUGUCACUACCUUGAUCCUCUGAUUUGACCUGUGGUUUGAUUUGAAUUGUCUGAACAAGCGUUCUUGUUUACGUUUUUGGGAUGACGUUUGUGACAACUUGAAGAAACCAAAAGGUUGUAUCCUCAAAUCUACGAAUCCACAUUUGCACUAAAUGGCCAACACCACAGGAUCUCGAUAAGAUAGAUUCCACCAUUUUCCAGUGAUGUACCUCUAUCCACUAACAGAUGAUGUAAAGAAGAAAAAAAUGCCAGUUCUGUUUUUAAAUUAAAUCUCUCCAUUCACAAGUCUCUGUAAACAGCUUGAACCGUAAAUAGUUAUAUCCUCUAUAUGCUCUAUAUAUACUGUAACUGCAAACUGAAGGCAUCACACCUUACUGUUGUUGUUGUUUUUGGUCAGAAUAUUUCAUUGUGGAACACAUCAAGCAAUAUUUCAAUAUUACAUUUGCACUUAUAGUAGUCAGUCAAGUCAAGCUACAGUAUUUUCUCUCUAGAAAAAACUUAACUAUUAGCGCAAUCUUCAGUACUCACCUUCAAAUUGCUUUAAUUUGAUGUUAGCCUGUUACUGUAAUGUGCAUUGAUCUGCAUCUCUUAAGGUUUUUUCAUUAUCUUUGUCAGCCAUAGCAUAUGCCAAGUGUUUUAAAUGUAGUGUGGCUGGCAAAUACUCGGGAAAAGUGUGUUUAGAUCUGUCUUUCUGUCUGUCUGUUUCUAAAUAUCUUUUCCUUCAUCAGCUGUAAGCAGCUUGUUGUAUUGCACAAAGCUGGCUAAUGUUGUCAGAGAUGAGCAUUCUAGCUAAACUAGCACUAAGGCAGUUAAACUUCAUUUCUGCUUAAAUUGUAUAAGGUAAAAUGUUGUUCAUGUUCUGUAGUAAUAAACAAAACAAGUAACCAUGUAAACCGACAGGCUGAAUGUGAACUAAAGAGUGACUUAAAGAACAUUGUUUAGCCGGCUUUUUUAGAAUGAGUUUAUAAAAUAGGCCUAACAAGUGGGUUCCACUGUCAUCUGUACCAAUUUAUGUAAAUAAAGAGCUAAACCAAA
Messenger RNA from Myxocyprinus asiaticus (Chinese sucker), 3817 nucleotides. Its product is annotated as histone-lysine N-methyltransferase EZH1-like. Gene Ontology annotation, molecular function: protein binding; histone H3K27 methyltransferase activity. The record is from RefSeq and is a predicted model, not a curated record. The transcript is spliced from 20 exons. Gene Ontology annotation, biological process: chromatin remodeling. NCBI's taxonomy places the organism in Eukaryota, Metazoa, Chordata, Actinopteri, Cypriniformes, Catostomidae. Bases 340 to 2580 code for a protein of 746 amino acids.